AUGGAGAAGCAAGGAGUCGAAAAACCAGUUGAAGUAAGAACAAGAGUUGUCGAUUUGUAUUUUUGUGGACUGUUAUUUGCUGAGAUUGGAGAUCAAAGUGGUGUUCAAAGCAGACAGCUUAUAAUAUCGUCAAACGGUUGCCAGGAAAGCUGCCCACUAUCUUGUGGCUGUACCUUACCGUGCCCACUAUAUUGUGGCUGUACCUACAGUGCCCACUAUAUUGUGGCUGUAACUUGCAGUGCCCACUAUAUUGUGGCUGUAUCUGGCAAUGCACACUAUAUUGUGGCUGUAUCUGGCAGUGCCCACUAUCUUGUGGCUGUACCUUGCAGUGCCUAUUAUAUUUUGCCUGUAUUUGGCAGUGCCCACUAUAUUGUGGCCGUACCUGGCAGUGCCCACUACAUUGUGGCCGUACAUUGCAGUGCCCACUAUCUUGUGGCCGUACCUUGCAGUGCCCACUAUCUUGUGGCUGUACCUUGCCGUGCCCACUAUAUUGUGGCUGUACCUACAGUGCCCACUAUCUUGCAGCUGUACCUUGCAGUGCCCACUAUCUUGUGGGUGUACCUUGAAGUGCCAACGAUAUUGUGGCUGUAUCUGGCAGUGCCCCCUAUAUUGUGGCUGUACCAUGCAGUGCCCACUAUAUUGUGGCUGUACCUUGCAGUGCCCACUAUCUUGUGGGUGUACCUUGAAGUGCCAACAAUAUUGUGGCUGUAUCUGUGCCCACUAUCUUGUGGCUGUACCUACAGUGCCCACUAUAUUGUGGCUGUACUUUGCAGUGCCCACUAUAUUGUGGCUGUACCUUGCAGUGCCCACUAUAUUGUGGCUGUACCUGGCAGUGCCUACUAUAUUGUGGCUGUAUCUGGCAGUGCCCACUAUAUUGUGGCCGUACCUUGCAGUGCCCACUAUCUUGUGGCUUUUCCUUGCAGUGCCAACUAUAUUGUGGCUGUAUCUGACAGUGCCCACUAUAUUGUGGCUGUAUCUGGCAGUGCCCACUAUAUUGUGGCUGUAUCUGGCAGUGCCCACUAUAUUGUGGCUGUACCUACAGUGCCCACUAUAUUGUGGCUGUACUUUGCAGUGCCCACUAUAUUGUGGCCGUACCUUGCAGUGUUCACGAUAUUGUGGCUGUACCUGGCAGUGCCCACUAUCUUGUGGCUGUACCUUGCAGUGCCCACUAUAAUGUGGCUGUACCUGACAGUGUCCACUAUAUUGUGGCUGUACCUGGCAGUGCCCACUAAAUUGUGA
Messenger RNA from Saccoglossus kowalevskii, 1239 nucleotides. RefSeq lists its product as uncharacterized. The record is from RefSeq and is a predicted model, not a curated record. NCBI's taxonomy places the organism in Eukaryota, Metazoa, Hemichordata, Enteropneusta, Harrimaniidae.